Thunnus maccoyii (southern bluefin tuna) is the source of this 2965-nucleotide messenger RNA. RefSeq names its product dnaJ homolog subfamily C member 7-like. The transcript has 14 exons. Bases 36 to 1532 code for a protein of 498 amino acids. Lineage: Eukaryota; Metazoa; Chordata; Actinopteri; Scombriformes; Scombridae. Gene Ontology annotation, molecular function: protein binding. The record is from RefSeq and is a predicted model, not a curated record.
GUGACGUCAGUUCGUGUUCGUCCUUUCCAGAAAAAAUGGCAGCUGUUGACAUCGACGUGCCGGUGGAUACAGAACCCCUGAUCUUCAAUCAGGAUGACAUGGAGCGUCAGGCUGAAGGUUUCAAAGAGCAAGGAAAUGCAUUCUACAGCAAGAAAGAUUACUCUGAGGCUUUCAACUAUUACACCAAGGCCAUUGAUGCAUGCCCCAAAAAUGCCAGUUAUUAUGGCAACAGGGCAGCCACCCUCAUGAUGCUCUGUCGCUUUCGAGAGGCCCUCGAAGAUUCCCAGCAGGCUGUGCGGCUGGAUGACUGUUUCAUGAAGGGUCAUCUACGUGAGGGCAAGUGCCAUCUCUCGUUGGGAAAUGCCAUGGCGGCCAGUCGCUGCUUUCAGAAGGUUCUGGAGAUGGAGCCCAGCAAUAGAGAGGCCCAGCAGGAGAAUAAGAAUGCAGCAACACUACUGGAGUAUGAGCGAAUGGCGGAUUUUGGCUUUGAGAAGCGGGAUUUCAGAAAGGUCGUGUACUGUAUGGACCGGGCCUUAGCUCUGGCUUGUGCCUGCCACCGCUUCAAAAUCCUCAAGGCGGAGUGUCUGGCUCUGCUGGGACGCUAUCCAGAAGCCCAGUCUGUAGCGAGUGAUAUCCUGCGAAUGGAUUCCACAAACGCAGAUGCGCUAUACGUUCGAGGCCUGUGUCUCUACUAUGAGGACUGCAUCGAUAAAGCUGUACAGUUCUUUAUCCAGGCUCUGCGCAUGGCACCUGACCAUGAAAAGGCCCGGCUAGCCUGCAGGAAUGCCAAAGCCUUAAAAGCCAAGAAAGAGGAGGGCAACCUGGCAUUUAAGAACUGCAACUUUGAAGCUGCCUACCAACUGUAUACUGAGGCCCUGACGAUAGACCCCAACAACAUCAAGACCAACGCCAAACUCUACUGCAACAGAGCCACAGCAGGAGCAAAGCUGAAGAAACUUGAUCAAGCCAUUGACGACUGCACCAGUGCAAUCAAAUUAGAUGACACUUACAUCAAGGCCUACUUAAGAAGAGCUCAGUGUUACAUGGAUACAGAGCAGUAUGAAGAGGCUGUGCGGGACUAUGAAAAAGUGUACCAGACAGAAAAAACAUCAGACCACAAGCAUCUGCUGAAGACAGCACAGCUGGAGCUGAAGAAGAGCAAGAGGAAAGAUUACUACAAGGUGCUGGGGGUCGGCAAGAACGCCACCGAGGACGAGAUCAAAAAAGCCUAUCGCAAACGGGCCCUAAUGCACCACCCAGACCGCCACAGUGCAGCGACGCCAGAGGUGCAAAAGGAGGAGGAAAAGAAAUUCAAGGAGGUGGGCGAGGCCUUCACCGUGCUCUCCGACCCAAAGAAGAAGAUCAGAUAUGACAAUGGACACGACCUGGCUGAUGACGGCGGCUUUGAUGGUGGAGAUUUCGAUGCAAACAACAUCUUCAGGGCUUUCUUCGGUGGCCAUGGUGGAGGUGGAUUUUCUUUUGAUUCCAGUGCAGACUCUGGGCCUGGAAAUUUCUUUUUCCAGUUUGGCUAAAGUGAAGGAGGAGCAUGUGGGAAAAUGCAGCCCUGCAGUGGACAAUAUCAAGUUGGACCCACAGUCACCUCGCGAGGCUCAUACUCCCGAGUGUCUUGCAGAAUCCCCCUACUGUUCUUUUUCCAUAGGUUUUUGAUUAUUGCAUUCACUCCUAAAUUUAUUCCUUAAGUUGAUGCUAUCAAACAUUGAGAAGGAUAAUUCAGAGGCUUUAGUUAUGAAUUAACAUUGUAGAAGUUCUUUAAGAAAUCUUUUUUUUUUUUUUUUUUUUUUUAAGAGGUUUUGAUCAGCUGAUCAGAGCAUGUCCCUAUCGCCAAAAUCAAAAUGAUACUGAAUGAAAUCUAAUCUUGUGAAAACCGCCUCUACCUUCAGUAAGGUGAUCAGUAGUAAGGAAUGCAUUGGAAAUGUGAGCAUCAUGGCUGAUUAGUAUUAGAAGACAUAACAUGGUCUACGUUUUUAUGGUUCUCCUGGGACAACACGUCCCUUUAGUGCAAGAGGCAACGAACUGUGGAAGUUCAACGUUAAAACUGACCUCAGGACAGCCUAACAAGGACAACGCCGGUCUCUUGCGAGUGUGUGUCCAGGUUUUAUUGGCUCACUUGCCAAAUAUAGAAUCGACUUGCAGGGUUUUUUUGUUUCCUCUCCUUUUCUCCAUGCUGCAUUGUAUAUUUGACUCGAAUGUAAAGCCCUAUUGUGUCCAUAAAUUUUUUUUCUUUUUCAGUCCUCCUUUGGUCUAUUUAUAUUUAUUGUACUGUAUAUUCUAAACAUAUGCAGCCAGUGUUCAUUGUCUUCCUCCUUUUUUAUAAAAAAAAAAAAAAUCAUUUGUAAAUGUUUUCCUCGCCAUCCUCUUCGCUGUGCAAAACUUUUCUCUGAAACAGGCUAAAAUCUGAAUACAUGUACAGAUGUCUCCUCUAUUACGAUUUGACAGUAUGUCCACUUCCACUCAGCACCGACCACACAUCUGUACUGCUGUCCUAUUCAAAUUCAAGUGGUGCCUUACCAAACUGAGUAGAUUAAUUAACCUUCUUACAACUUAAAAAGCUGCAGAGAAAGCCACUUCCUAUUUGCAAAAGCAACAGUUAACAUUUAAAGCAUGUUUUAUUUGUGCUCUUUCAUAGGAAACCCAUUUCAUGUCUGGCCAGUAAACACAACUCAAUUUUUGAAGAGAAUUCUUCAUCCUGUCAAACAUGAAAAACCUGAAUUUUGUUUUCAUGUCGUCACCAGUCACGCCUAGCUGUCAUCCACUUAUACUCGUCAUGCACGUUAUGUCAGUGCAGCCCUUCCCCUACUUGUUCCGCCUGUUUGAAAGGGCACUGCUAGUAGGCUGGAAACUUCUGUUGUUCUGUCAUUGAUCUGUGUAUCAUUUUUAAAACGUGUCACAGUAUUAACAAGACAUGCAUUUCUUAUUGGGAAAAUAAAGGCUCGUUUUACCAUAA